Molecule: messenger RNA, 981 nt
Organism: Bombyx mandarina (wild silkworm)
Lineage: Eukaryota; Metazoa; Arthropoda; Insecta; Lepidoptera; Bombycidae
Gene: Polr3G
Product: RNA polymerase III subunit G
Biological process (GO): transcription by RNA polymerase III
Cellular component (GO): RNA polymerase III complex
Source: RefSeq, a predicted model, not a curated record
GUAGUUAUGUAGGUACUAUCUGGAGUUACUCUAUAUAGAUUAAUUAUCGCCAGAUUGUUUUCUGAUCAAAAAAUCGAUUACAGUUACAAUGGCAGGUAGAGGACGAGGACGUGGGGGUAGCGGUCUAUCAUUAACUACUGAGCAAAUACAAGCCUUAGGUGUGACACGCGGCGACACUGCUCCUCCAACACUUGUGCCGCCACCACUGUUUCCAAAACUUGAGAAAAAACCACUACCUCUUAUAUGUGAUGCCGCCACUGACUAUAUGCUCAUUGUCAAAGAUCAGUUCAUUGAAUAUCUACACGAAUCACCGGCAUUUGUUAAAGUCAAAACAGAGACUGACGGUGUAGAGCGAUAUUCUGAUAAGUACAAAAUGUUAGCACUUGAUGCGAAGCAGAAUAAGUUAUUGGAUUGCGUGUGGGUUAACAUGCCUACCGAAUUACGGCCUCAAGCAAAACGUCCGCGUACUGUUCCGAGGAAAAGAAAACUCGAUGAUCCCGAAGAGAUAGCAAAGAGAUUACAAACGCUUGAAAAAAAAGAGACUCUGGAAACAGAUGAGGGGAUAGACGGCAAAAAAAAAGAAUUAAACAACGAAAACGUAGAUGAAGAAGAGGAGCUGGAAGAUGAACAUGAGCAAGAAUAUGAACUAGAUGAUGGUACUGACUAUGCAAAUAACUAUUUUGAUAACGGGGAAGAUUAUGAAGAAGAAGAUGACAAUUUGGAUGAUGGACCUGUUUACUAGGAAUACAUAAAAAUUUAUAUUACACAGUUGAAACUGAUUGAUCUUGCAUAUUAAAAAUAAUUACAAUUAACUGUUAAUCAAAUAGUUUUCACUUUUAGUUUUUACUCUCAAAUAUUCUUUAUUAGCAAUUUGAAAAACAGUCCCACCUGGUAGAACUCUUUAAAAAUAAUAAAUAAAUGAAUAUUUCAGCAAAAGAAGUUUACUACUUAAGUAACUGCUACAUCAUAUUUAAACGAAAU